AUGUUGAGCAAAGAUGCUGCGACAAGUGCCUCCAGGUCAAUGGAACCAAACGGAGCGGCUGCUGACCCAACAGCUUCGGUGGCAGCAGCCAAGCUGAAGCUGCUCUCGGAAAAUGCUAUCCAGCCUGACAAAGGGCUGUUUGCGCAGCUCUCGGAAAACCCGUUCUUCACUGCUGGAUUCGGUUUAGCGGGCUUGGGAGCAGGACUCACCCUUGCACAGCGCGGAUUUCGACAUGGAGCUAUACUCGUGCGCAGACGGAUGCUGGUUGACGUUGAGAUUAGUAUUAAGGAUGACUCUUACCCGUGGUUUUUAAAUUGGAUGACACUGUAUCAACGGUCGCAACUUACGAACCAACCCGCCCGCGGACAUGCGCAGACAACUUUUAUGAACUCUCUUCUGAACAGGCUUACACCGGGCAUGCGCCACCUGUCUAUCCAGACCGAGAAGAUCGAGCAUGCGAAUGGGGCAAUCCACACGCAUUUCGCUCUUAUACCGGGACCCGGAAAGCACAUACUCAGAUAUAAGAAUGCAUUCAUCUUCGUGAACCGCGUCCGAGAAGCCAAAUCGCGCGAUCUUCAAACCGGACGGCCGUGGGAGACCGUGACGCUCACCACGCUAUAUUCGCAAAGACAUCUUUUUGAAGAUCUGUUCAAGGAGGCGCAUGAAUACGCGGCGAAGACGCAUGAAGGGAAAACGGUCAUUUACAAUUCCUGGGGAGCAGAGUGGCGGCAGUUUGGGCAGCCCCGGCGAAAGCGGCCAUUGGACUCUGUGGUCCUGGACUCCGGGGUCAAGGAGCGAAUCGUGGCCGACGUAAAGGACUUUUUCUCAAGUGGAGCGUGGUACCAUGAUCGCGGCAUCCCCUACCGGCGUGGAUACCUUCUCCAUGGGCCCCCGGGGACCGGCAAGAGCUCCUUCAUCCAAGCCCUGGCCGGCGAGCUGGAUUAUGACAUCGCCGUUCUAAAUCUUAGCGAGAGAGGGCUUACCGACGAUCGGUUGAAUCACCUGCUCACCAUCAUCCCAGCUCGCACCCUGGUACUAUUGGAAGAUGUGGAUGCCGCCUUUAGCUCGCGGCGCGUACAGUCUGACGAAGAUGGGUACCGUGGUGCCAAUGUUACCUUCUCCGGCCUCCUCAAUGCGCUAGAUGGCGUUGCGAGCGCGGAGGAACGCAUAAUCUUCCUCACCACCAACCACGUCGACAAACUCGAUGAAGCCCUAGUGCGGCCCGGCCGAGUGGAUAUGACCGUUCGACUUGGCGAAGCCACCAGAUACCAGGUGUCUCAGCUCUGGGAUCGAUUCUACGGCGAGCUCGAGGAGUCUAGUGCCUACAAGAAGCUGUUCCUCGGCCGGCUGACGGAGCUGGGUGUGAUCGAGGACGAAGACGGCCGGAAGCAUGACCGCGCGACGGCGACCAGCGCAGCCGCUCUCCAGGGCCUGUUUCUAUAUAAUAAGGGCAACAUGGACGGCGCCAUAUCGAUGAUAGAAGGCCUGGUCAACCGUGACGCCGCAUAG
Arthroderma uncinatum is the source of this 1509-nucleotide messenger RNA. RefSeq names its product mitochondrial chaperone BCS1. Gene Ontology annotation, biological process: protein insertion into mitochondrial inner membrane from matrix; mitochondrial respiratory chain complex III assembly. Bases 1 to 1509 code for a protein of 502 amino acids. The transcript is spliced from 2 exons. Gene Ontology annotation, molecular function: ATP hydrolysis activity; ATP binding. Lineage: Eukaryota; Fungi; Ascomycota; Eurotiomycetes; Onygenales; Arthrodermataceae. The record is from RefSeq and is a predicted model, not a curated record. Gene Ontology annotation, cellular component: mitochondrial inner membrane.